GUCCGCCCCUUAAUCCGGUUGGCUGUCAACCUGCCCCGUGGCCAAGCGCUGAGAGGUUGGCGCAGCCGUCAAUCAAAAGCGACGUCCUCUCGUCGGGCUUGUGGCUCUGAGAGACGCCUCAGUCAGAUCGCUGUUUGGAGAGAGCACGGACAGAGGGGAAGAGAGCCCACUCUUGUGAAGGUUGUGCGUGGACCAUCACUAGCGCGCCGCAGCCUGCCCGCCCCUUGCGCACGCGUGUUCCGCCCGGCGCGGUGUGACCGAGACACGCGUGUGAUUUUUUUUUUUUUUUAAUUAGAUUUUUUUUUAUUUUUAAGGGGUCUAGUUUUUGUUAUUGUUGUUGUUGCAUGUCAGAAGGCUCGGAGCUGCUGUUCGCUGGCUCUGCGGCUGUUUGUCUGCGCUCACCGUGCCCCCUCCCUCCUCCUAUGGGACUCUAAUUAAUCGGAGGCAUGUGGACUCGCACCAGGAUUAGACAUCGCUUCCUAAUAGUGUGCCUGCUGUUGACGUUAUGGGCCAAGGCGUCCCAGUCAACAGGCUAUUUUGAGCUGCAGCUGAUCUCUGUUGAGAAUGUGAACGGCGAGUUGGCGAGCGGGGAGUGCUGCGACGGCUCCAGGAGCUCCCAGGAGGAUCUGAGCUGCGUGGAGGACGAGUGUGACACUUAUUUCAAGGUGUGCCUCAAGGAGUAUCAGGUGGACAUCACCACUGGGGGGCCCUGCAUCUUCGGAGCUGGAUCUACGCAAGUUCUUGGUGGAAAUAUGUUGAGUUUUCAAAACGCGAAGAACAAAAUUGACGAGGCUGGCAAGAUCGUGAUCCACUUCCAGUUCGCAUGGCCGCGGACGUACACCUUAAUUGUUGAGGCCUGGGACUGGGACAACACUACUCGGAACAAUGAGGACGACCACCUGAUUGAGCGCAGCGCUCACACUGGCACGGGGAUUCCAGGUGCCCCCUGGCAGACCAUCCAUCAUGAUGGGCCUGUUGCUCGCAUGAACUACCGCAUCCGGGUUCGCUGUGACGAGAAUUACUACGGCAACAAGUGCAAUAAACUAUGUGUUCCACGUGACGACUACUUUGGCCACUAUCGCUGUGAGGCUUCAGGCGCUCAAGUUUGUCUAGAGGGCUGGAUGGGUCCCGACUGUAAAACAGCAACCUGCAAGCAAGGUUGUAAUCUGCUACAUGGUGGUUGCUCGGUUCCAGGAGAAUGCAGGUGUAACUACGGCUGGCAGGGUCAGUUCUGUGAUGAUUGUGCCGUGUUCCCCGGAUGUGUCCACGGCACUUGUAACAUCCCCUGGCAGUGCAACUGUGAGAGGAACUGGGGUGGCCUAUUGUGCGAUAAAGAUCUGAAUUACUGUGGGCGCCACCAGCCUUGCGUCAAUGGGGGCACGUGCAUGAACACGGAGCCAGAUGAGUAUCACUGCGCCUGUCCUCAGGGUUACUCUGGCAAAACGUGUGAGAUAGCUGAGCACUCGUGUGUUUCCAGUCCUUGUGCGAAUGGCGGUACAUGCCACGAAGCUCCAUCAGGCUUUGAGUGCCAGUGUCUACCAGGCUGGGAAGGUUUAACUUGUUCAAACAAUGUAAACAACUGUGCUUCCAAUCCUUGUGCUCGGGGUGGAACCUGCAUCGACCGGGAAGAUGGCUUCGACUGUGUGUGCCCACCUGAGUGGGAAGGAAAAACCUGCCAGAUUGAUGCUAAUGAGUGUGCAAGAAAGCCGUGUGUGAACGCUAAUUCUUGCAAAAAUUUGAUUGGUGGAUAUCACUGCGACUGUUAUCGGGGAUGGUCUGGACAAAACUGUGACAUCAACUGCCAUGGUCAAUGCCAGAAUGGAGGAACUUGCAAGGAAGGCCCACGCGGUUACCAUUGCCAGUGCCCACCAGGCUUUGUCGGUUCUCACUGUGAAAUCCAAAGGAAUAAGUGUGACAGCAGACCCUGUCAGAAUGGAGGCCAAUGCCACACUUUGUUAGGUGGCUUUGUGUGCCAAUGCCCAACUCAGUUUUCAGGACUACUGUGUGAGAUCCAGGUCUCGGUCCCUUCAGACGCAUGCGACCCCAACCCAUGUGAGAACAAUGCCAAGUGCCACAGUAUGGUCCAGGACUUCUACUGCGCAUGUCCUGAGGGCUUUGAGGGAAAGACCUGUGAGAAACCCAAGGAGGACUGUAAAACCACCCCUUGUCAAGUUAUCGACAGCUGCACUGUUGCUAUAGCGACCAACGACUCCGCAGAAGUGCGGCGCAUCUCCUCCAAUGUUUGCGGACCUCGAGGGCACUGUGUGAGCGGGCUGACUGGCAACUUCACCUGUAUCUGUGAUCCAGGGUUUAGUGGCAUCUACUGUCAUGAAAACAUUAACGACUGCCUCAAAAGCCCGUGCAGAAACGGUGGAACCUGCAUUGAUGGCGUCAAUUCCUUUCAGUGUUUCUGUGCAGACGGUUGGGAGGGACAACUCUGCGACCUCAAUGUCAACGAGUGCAGACACAACCCAUGCAAGAACAGCGGCCACUGUGUCGACCUUGUGAAUGACUUCUACUGCGAGUGUGCUGACAACUGGAAGGGCAAGACCUGCCAUUCGCGCGAAAGCCAGUGUGACGCAACCACAUGCGGUAAUGGAGGCACAUGCUAUGACCACGGGAACACUUUCCGCUGUGCCUGCCCACCUGGCUGGGGAGGAAAAACAUGCAACACAGCCAAGAACAGCACAUGCGCCUCUAGUCCUUGUUUGAAUGGUGGAACCUGCGUGGGAGGCGUUGACACCUUUACUUGUAUCUGCAAAGACGGCUGGGAAGGACCCACCUGCAACCAAAAUAUAAAUGACUGCAACCCUCAUCCAUGUUACAAUGGUGGUAUCUGUGUGGAUGGAGUCAACUGGUUUAGAUGUGAGUGCGCCCCUGGGUUUGCCGGGCCUGACUGCAGAAUCAACAUCAAUGAGUGCCAGUCAUCCCCCUGUGCCUACGGCGCCACCUGUGUGGACGAGAUCAAUGGGUUCCGCUGCAUUUGUCCACUCGGUAGAACGGGAGUCCGAUGUCAAGAAUUCAUAGGUAUUGGCAAGUCAUGUCAUUAUGCCGGGCUGCAGUUUCCUCAUGGCAGUCGCUGGGAGGAGGAGUGCAACAACUGCUACUGUGGCAACGGAAAAGUGGAGUGCACAAAGGUUCAGUGCGGUCGACGGCCCUGCCGCCUGCAGUCUACAGACCAAGAUGCAACCAGUCAUUCCUGCCCUGCUGGACGCGAGUGUGAACCACACAGAUACCUCACAUGUUUUUCAGCCCCUUGUCAUCAGUGGGGGGUAUGUUCUCAAGCGCAGACACAAACCACCACCAAGUGUCAGCCAAACAGUGGGCACCUGGACAACAAUUGCGGCCGCAUCACAUUGGUUUUCAACAAAGACAAAGUCCCACUGGGAACAACAGUGGAGAACAUCUGCUUUGAGCUGAGAUAUCUUCCUGACACCAGAACUUUGGCAAAAGACCACACUCUCCUCCUUCUGUGUGACCUUUCUCAUUCCACUCAGGAUGCUGUUGAAGUGGCCAUAUCUUUCCAGCCCGAGGAUCUCGCAGACCACAGUCUGAUACAGGAGACUGCCAACACCAUAGUGGGCACCUUGUCAAAGAGGCACAACAGCUCCAUCAUGUUGGCAGUCAUUGAGGUCAAAGUGGAAACACAAGUCAACUCCCGUUCACUGGACUACCUGGUGCCUCUGCUGUGCGUCAUCUUCAGUUUGCUCUGCCUCUUCUGCAUCAUUGUUUGUGUUUGGUGGACUCGCAAGCGGAGAAAAGAACGUGAAAGGAACGUACGCUUGCCGGCAGACGACAGCGUCAACAACCAAUGGGAGCCGCUUCGGCUCGUGGUGGGACGUCAGCAGCAGCAGCAACAGCAGCAGCAGCUGAAAGAGAGCAACAGGGAGGCCGAGCAGGAGCGCAAAAAGCUCAUGGAGCCCUCCUAUCGGACGUGUGAUGAAGGGGACGAGGAGGACGAGGAAGAGACGGAAGGCGAGCUGGAGGAGGAGAUGUGCGGCGCGGAAGCGGAAGAGCAGCCAGUUUAUAAGUACUCAAAGACUGCAAUGCAGUCAAGUGGGGGGCUAAUCUGCACCACGCACAGUUCGAGUUCGCCCCUCAAAGCACCCCACCGGACCCCAGGCUACAGCCCCAAAGACAACCGCUGGAAAAAUGUCAGUGCCGUCAUGACUGGCCAAAAAGACGUCAGAGACCAUUGUGUAUAAGACAUUUCAACUAUAGACUCGCAAAGUGGAGGCGAGAGGCUGUGAGGCAGUCUUUUUUUGUUUUGUUUUGUUUUUCGGAGGGGGAAGGGAGUGAGGUUGACUACCUUUGGGAAGGAAAAGGCUUUGUGUUUCAAUAAGCCAUGAUUUGCUUUGUGAACAUCAUGUUUGUCACUGUCCCCUGACAUUGUAUUAUGUUUUCAGGCGGCACAGUGAACGUUUUUUUUUGCCUCCAUUUGUCUUUUUCUUUAACCAUCUGCUGAAACUGAAGUGUAACAAUUUUCAGUAGGUAAAAGAAACCCACUGCAAUUUUUGUUUAUCAAAAAAUGAGGAAAAAAAUGUUUAUCAUUUAAGAAAAAAUGAAUCAUUUGAAAGUAGAAAACUAUAAUUUUUCUUUUACAGACUGUUAUGACUUUGAGUAGUCAGCAGGCGUCUAUUUGAUGUCUAUGAUGAUGCGAUUGGGACGGAUACUGUACAAAUUUGAAGGGCCAAGAAGGGUUUUAUUGGGUUGCUGCUGUUUGAAACUACAGAGGAGAACCCGCCCUCGGCUUUACCCUCGAAUCUGCCUGAGGCCAUCACAUGCCAGCCUUACCAAAACACUUGGCUUGGGGGGGGGG
Messenger RNA from Corythoichthys intestinalis (scribbled pipefish), 4819 nucleotides. RefSeq names its product jagged canonical Notch ligand 2b (gene jag2b). Gene Ontology annotation, molecular function: calcium ion binding; Notch binding. The transcript is spliced from 26 exons. The record is from RefSeq and is a predicted model, not a curated record. NCBI's taxonomy places the organism in Eukaryota, Metazoa, Chordata, Actinopteri, Syngnathiformes, Syngnathidae. Gene Ontology annotation, biological process: axon guidance; Notch signaling pathway; establishment or maintenance of epithelial cell apical/basal polarity. Gene Ontology annotation, cellular component: signaling receptor complex; cell surface; plasma membrane. The coding region runs from base 447 to 4205 and encodes 1252 amino acids.